AUGGUCAUUGAUUCGGGGCGUGAGUCUGUGGCGUACCAUGUCCAGGCGCCAAUGCAGGAAACCUCCAAGGCUCGCCAAUUGCCUGUAACCCUGCUUUCAGGGUUUCUGGGAAGUGGAAAGACAACGCUUCUGAAACAUAUUCUCAAGUCGCCGGACCAUGGUCUCAGAAUCGCAGUCAUUGUCAAUGACAUGAGCCAACUCAAUAUCGAUGCUGCUCUGAUCAAGAACCACAAGGUCUCUCAAACCACAGAGAAACUCAUUCAGCUGCAAAAUGGCUGUAUCUGCUGCACUCUUCGGGGCGAUCUUCUGUCUGAACUGGCACGUCUCACAAAGCAGAACGAAAUACAAUACGUAAUCAUUGAGAGCACAGGCAUCAGUGAGCCGAUGCAAGUCGCAGAGACCUUCACUGCGGAGUUCAGUUCUGCGAUGUUGGAAGCUGAAGAUCAGAUUGCGGACACCGAUGAAGAUGCAAAGAAGAUCUUAAAGGAAAUCGUUGAGUUGGGUGGAUUACAUACCAUGGCUCGUCUCGAUACCACGGUGACCGUCAUAGAUGCCUUCAACUUACUCUCCAAUUUUGACACCACCGAGUUCCUGUCUGAUCGGUACGGACGUGAUGAAAUCGUACCUGAGGAUGAACGAACCAUUUCCGACCUCAUGGUGGACCAAAUCGAGUUUGCCGAUGUGUUAAUCAUCAAUAAAAUCGAGACUAUUGAUCAAGCAACGCGCGACAAGAUCCAGCAGCUAAUAAAAUUGCUCAAUCCCGACGCCAAGGUUCUCAUGUCCAGUUAUUCUCAAGUAGAUGUUCGAGAGAUUGUCGCCACUGGCAAAUUUGAUUUCGUUCGUGCUGCAUCUGGCGCUGGUUGGCUUCGCAGUCUGCACGAAAUGACAAUGCAAAAGACAGGCAAUGGGGAUCGCAUGGCUCCGAAGCCAGAGACUCUAGAAUACGGAAUCAAUAACUUUGUAUAUUCCGCUCGGCGACCUUUCCAUCCUCGACGUCUUUUCUCCCUCCUACAUGACAAAUUCAUUGUCCUUCAAAAUAAUGAAACCGCAGAUGAUGAAGAGGACGAGGAUAUGGAAGACGAAAACGAUGAUGGAUCCGAAGAUGAAAUGGAGACCGACGCCGACUCGAUCCAAGACUUUGAUCAGCAGGAUCCCAAAGAGAUUCUUGCCAACAAGCGUGCACACCCAGCAUUUGGUCCCGUACUCCGCUCCAAAGGCUUUUUUUGGCUCCCCACUCGGCCAUUCCAGUUUGGUGAGUGGAGCCAGGCAGGCGGAAUGUUAACAAUGGGGUGCGGGGGCCCUUGGUUUGCCGAAGUUCCCGACGAGGCCUGGCCCGAAGAUGAAGAUGUUAUCAAAUCCAUCCAAGACGAUUUCCAGGGCCCCUGGGGAGACCGGCGACAGGAGCUCGUCUUCAUUGGGGGGGGAGUUGACCAAGAUGCCAUCUCAGCCUUGCUGGAUGAGUGCCUUCUGGAUGACAAAGAUAUGAAACAAUGGGAGAAAGUCAUGAAAAACAAAAAGCUGAGCCGAGAAGCUAAAACCAAGAAGCUGGCCAGCAUAUGGGAAGAUGGCUGGGAGGAUUGGCCAGCCUUUGAGAUUGAGGACGAGGAGGAGCUUGGAAAACACCGGAUUAGCGAGUAUCUGGGCCAUCAGCAUGGCCAUGGGAAAGGUCAUAAGCAUAACCAUCAUUAG
Messenger RNA from Penicillium macrosclerotiorum, 1689 nucleotides. RefSeq lists its product as uncharacterized. NCBI's taxonomy places the organism in Eukaryota, Fungi, Ascomycota, Eurotiomycetes, Eurotiales, Aspergillaceae. The record is from RefSeq and is a predicted model, not a curated record. Bases 1 to 1689 code for a protein of 562 amino acids. The transcript has 4 exons.